UGAAUAGACAUUUAAUAACAUAAACAUGCAGACAAACAACAUUCUGGAUCAAACUCUGCUAUUUAAAGAUGGACCAGACGCGUCUAAGGGUACCCACCUCAAUUCGCUAGUGGAAAAUGGGAAGUAUAAAGAUAGGUAGAUCUACAUGUACAGUUGCAAAUUAAGAUGCUUCAAAUCUGUACCACGGACCUUCACUGUGGAGGCGGCACGGUCCGUGUGGUGAGAGGCGACCAACUUCCGGUCAUCUCCGGUAACUCGCUUCUGGAGAAACGGAACUACUUCCGAGACAAUCUGGACUAUAUACGGAAGUUCCUUUUGCAUGAGCCACGUGGUCAUGAAGAUCUGUACGGCAUAGUUGUUCUCGAAUCUGAUGACGUCACGGCUGACGUCAAUUUGAUUCUCCUUCACAAUGCCGGGUACGGUUCAAUGUGCGGUCACGGAGCGCUAGCGAUGGGGCGGUUCGCUGUCGACACGGGGAUCGUACGCAAACCAACGUCACCGGAAACGGAAGUUAGGCUGCGUUGUCCGUGUGGUAUCGUCCGCGUGUUUGUACAGUAUGAAAACGGACGGACAGGAUCGUCAAGAUUUAUCAGUGUACCGUCGUUUGUAUUUGCUCGAGAUGUCAAGGCGUCGGUUCAAGGGUACGGCGACGUCACAGCAGAUGUGUGUUACGGAGGGGCAUUUUUCGUUCACGUCAAGGCGUCGUUGUUAGGUCUUGACGUGCGGACCUCAUCAAUUGACGAUCUCAUCAGGGCCGGUGACGCAGUGACACGAGUGUUCAAGGCGUGUGUGACUGUUACUCAUCCCGACAGCCCGGACCUGGCCUUCAUCGUCGGAACAAACCUCGUCGACGACAACGAAGACAACCCCGACGUUCCGACCGCUAUGGUGUGCAUUUUUGCCGACAAACAGGUGGAACGUUCACCGUGUGGAUCUGGCAGCGCCGCAAGAAUAGCACAACUCUACGAGAGGGGACAUCUCAAACUUGGCGAAACGAGACAAAUACAAGGCCCAACGGGGGACUGUUUCAAAACAACGCCGAUUAAGGAUGUGAAAUAUGGGGAACACAACGCAGUGAUAGUGGAAGUUGAAGGCAGGGCUUAUUAUGCGGGGAAAGCAGAGCUUAUCCUUGAAGAAGGAGAUGAAAUUGGAAAGGGAUUCUUGUUACGAUAAUCAUUUUUCAUAACGGUGUAGUCAUUGAUCAGAGCAUUUUGACAUACUCAUUUUAACAGUAUUACAGCAAUUUAAA
This is a messenger RNA of Mya arenaria, 1249 nucleotides long. Its product is annotated as trans-L-3-hydroxyproline dehydratase-like. The transcript has 5 exons. Gene Ontology annotation, molecular function: hydro-lyase activity. NCBI's taxonomy places the organism in Eukaryota, Metazoa, Mollusca, Bivalvia, Myida, Myidae. The record is from RefSeq and is a predicted model, not a curated record. Bases 166 to 1173 code for a protein of 335 amino acids.